Messenger RNA from Hydatigera taeniaeformis, 1491 nucleotides. Lineage: Eukaryota; Metazoa; Platyhelminthes; Cestoda; Cyclophyllidea; Taeniidae. The record is from the annotation of a GenBank genome assembly.
AUGGUACAAGCUGGUGUUGCAUUGUCCUGCCAGUGGCUCCACUGCGAAGUCGUUCUUGAUAUCUACUCAGAUUUUUGCCGGCAUCUUCUAGACCAUUUGCAGGUGGAAUGGAGUUCGUCCUCGAAUAUCACCUGUGGAGUUUGUGGCAAUCCAUUGGGUCGGGACGAAAGUGCCUACAGACACAUCUAUUUCCAUGCCUGGUUGGUGUUUCUGAAUGCCAGAGGUAGUUUUUAUCAAACCUCCGAAAAAUUGCCAUCUUGUAAGCUCCCCGAGGACUUCAGUUCUAUUCCUGAUUUUCCUACGCCUUUUUGCUGUGCCUGGAACAAUUGCAGCUUCCAAACAAAUGACGUUGCCAGUCUCUACUCACAUGUCUCAAAGCAUCCUCAGGCGGAUAACUUGAAUGGGGAUGAUGGUAAUAAAGUUCAACAGCACGCCUGUCUUUGGGAUAGUUGCUCCUUCACAUGUUCACGCCUUACCAACCUCGUUGCGCACCUGCGCUCGCAUACUCAAGAAAAGGUUGUUGCUUGUCCUCAAUGCGGUCUCCUCUUCACGGCACGCACUAAACUUCGGGAUCAUCUUGUUCGUCAACACCAGAUCGAGGACCCCACCUCCUCAACCGCUAUCAAUACUUAUCAGUGUACUUACUGCUUACGCUGCUUUGGUAACAAAUCACUUCUGCAGGCACACGCCAACCGACACAUCAAUAAGCACAUCUGUCCCCUGUGCAACUUGACUUUGCACAGCAAGAGUGCUGUCAAACGUCACAUGCUUUUUCGUCACACGGACAAGGCUACUGUGUCCUGUCCUCACUGCUCGGCAACUAUCAAGGGUGUGCAUUCCUUGGACUUGCACAUCUCGCGAUGUCAUCAUCAGUCCUAUUCUUUCAAGCCUGGCUCGGGUGUGGAAUGCCAACGUUCUGGCCUUGAGCCACAACGUUCUACCACGGUCACUCCAGUCGGUCCACUAGCCGUUACUGGGUCUUCCAGUCUCGGUGAAGGUCAUCUCUUUCCCCUCCAGACCUCCACUUUCAAUGCUACCGGAUUGGUCAAGGCGACCGUCUUUCGAUGCUCUGUAGAGGGCUGUAAGUUUUACUCCACUACACGACCCGGUCUCUGUGUCCACAUGACCAGAAAACAUCCUCCGGAGGAACCACAGGGUAACUACGCCUGCCAUCUCUGCCCUAUGAGAACCACGAAAGGCUUCCUGCUUUCACGUCACCUCAUUAGUAAACACAAUCAUCAGCGUCCCUCGGGCCAUUUUCGUUUCAAUUAUGUUCUCUGCCCUGAGGACGGUCUCUAUCGUCUGCAGACCACGCGACUGGACUCUGUGGAGGUUGCAACGGCCCUUCUUGGUCCCCAAACAGUUGACCAACUGCUCACGGGGGGUGCUUCCGAGGAAGUGGGCGAAGACACAGGAGAUUUGGAUUGUCAUCCGUCGCUGUAUGGGAUGCAGCAUGGCCUUAACGCUACUUUCACUGCUGCAGGAACUUGA